This is a messenger RNA of Penicillium brasilianum, 1611 nucleotides long. The record is from the annotation of a GenBank genome assembly. Lineage: Eukaryota; Fungi; Ascomycota; Eurotiomycetes; Eurotiales; Aspergillaceae.
AUGACUUGGGAGACUAUCGCUGCUCAGAAACGCCAGGCCCUCAGGGCUACGAUCCCCGCAGAGUGGGUGAUUCCUUCAGACCUUCUUCCUCCUGAUAGUCAGUUGGACGUGACGAACUUUCUCAAAGAGUCCGGCUGGUUUACCAAGAGAGAAUUGGAGAUUACUUCGACUCCAGCAUCCCAACUUCUUGUGAAUAUAGCGACUGGCUCGUGGACAUCGGAGGCGGUUACCCGCGCAUUUUGUAAAGCUGCUGCUGCUGCUCACCAAUUGACCAACUGCCUGUCUGAGAUUCUGUUUGACAAAGCUAUCCUUCGCGCACGCGAAUUGGACGAGUAUCUCAGAACAACUGGCAGGACCAAAGGUCCUUUCCAUGGUCUCCCAAUCUCAAUCAAGGACAACUUCAAUAUCAUCGGUCAUGAUUCUACCGUCGGUUUUACUUCACUAGUCAAUGACCCCGCUACGUAUAACAGCACCCUCAUCGACCUGCUACUUGACACCGGAGCAGUGCUCUACGUGAAGACCAAUGUUCCCACUGCUAUGAUGAUCGCCGAGUCAGUCAAUAAUGUCUUUGGUCGUACCGUCAACCCACGCAACCGUAACCUAACCUCCGGCGGUUCUUCGGGUGGUGAAUCUGCUUUGAUUGCAUUUGGAGCAAGCCGGUUGGGAGUAGGAACCGACAUCGGAGGCUCACUGCGUAUCCCUGCUGCCUGUACGGGUAUAUUUACAAUCCGACCAUCCGCUGGGCGAUUUCCCAAUUUUCAAACCCGCUCUGGUCUCGCCGGUCAAGAGGCCGUCAACAGUGUCAAUGGGCCCAUGGCUUCGACUUUGGCCGAAAUCUCUCUCUGGGCUAAGACGAUUGUCGACCAGCAGCCUUGGGUCCGAGAUCCCAAGUGUCUUCCCAUCCCUUGGAGGACGAUCACUCCUAAGCGCAGACUGAAGAUCGCGGUCCUCUGGCAUGAUGGUAUUGUCACUCCGACGCCACCAGUUGCCCGUGCCUUGAAAGAAACGGUUGCCAAGCUGCGGGAGGCUGGCCAUGAGAUAGUCGAUUGGAAAACAACAUGGCACGAUAGACUGCUGUCUAUCUUGUCACGCAUGUUCGUGGCAGACGGUGGGAAAUCCGUUGCCAGUCUUCUCAAGCCAACGGGUGAACCUUUCCGUCCCGAGAUGAAAGCCUAUGCGGAGGCAGAGGAGAUGGGUGUUCACGCUAUGUGGCAACUUCAGCUAGAGCGUAACGGGGUGUGCAAGUCAUAUCUUGACCAGUGGAAUGAAAGUGGCAUUGACGCUUUACUUUGCAAGUCUCCCUCCUGUCCUACGACACCCUAUAGCGGUGUUGAGAAUGGCAAAUUCGCCUAUGUGGGAUAUACAGGCGUUUUUAACGUUCUAGAUUACCCUGCGGUCUCCUUCCCUUGCGGUGUGUAUGCUGACAAAACGAUCGACGGGGCCUAUGACGGUAAUGAUCCAUUGAGUGGAGUUGAUGCACAGAUACGGACUGAUUACAAUGCGGACAACAUCCAUGGAAUGCCAGUCAGUCUUCAACUAGUUGGCCGACGACUAGAGGAGGAGAGCGCUUUGAUGAUGGCUGAAGUGGUUCUGCAAACAUUACAAGGAUAA